AUGUCUUAUUCAUUUAAUUUCUCAACGCCAAUCUUCUCAAAUGAAGCAUCUAUUCAAUUAAAUGACACUAUUCCUACACCAGAUAACCUUUCUCAGUGUUUAUAUUUCCACAAUAACUUUAAUCAUUAUUCAAACUUUCCCAACUGUUUAUUGAAUAAUUUAAAAUUGGACUCAUGUACAACGAGUCAUAUCUAUUGUAAUGAUAGUGGUUAUGAAAGUAUUGAUAGUUUGAAUAGAGUGAAUCAGUCUAAACAAAAAAUUUCCAAAUUAAAAUUCUCAAUCGAUUCUAUCUUAUCACAUUCAUCAUCAAUGUCAUCAUCAUCACCAUCAUCGUUGCCAUCAAUCAAUAAUUCUAAUAUAAGUAGUAUAUUUUUUAAAAAUAAUGAAAAUUCUACACCAUUAAUUAAAACAAAUAGAACAAUUGAAUGUUUUAAUCAAUAUAAUGAACAGAAUGAUCAAUUAAGUAUGAUUAAAAAUCAAUAUUUUAUUGAUAAUGAACAAUUAUACCCAAUGGAUUUAUCCAUUUUUAAUUGUAACUCAUCAUUAAUGAUGAAACAAUCAAUAAAAAAUGUGAUAAAAACAACUGAUGAACAAUAUAAUUGUCGAUAUUGUGGCAAAUCUUAUUCACUGAAGUCGUCAAUAAGAUUACAUGAAGCGACGCAUACAUUACCAUUUCAUUGUCAAGAUUGUGGUAAACGUUUUUCACGUCCAUGGCUUCGUGAUAUACAUUAUAGAACGCAUACAGGUGAAAAACCAUAUGAAUGUAUUAUAUGUGGCCGACGUUUUGCUGAUCGUUCAAAUAUGCGCGCACAUCAACGUGUUCAUAAAGAACGAGAAUAAUAGUUGGUAAUUUGGUUAAUGGAGUCUCUACACACUCUUACAAUCAAAUUUCGAACUAAUGAAAUCGGCAAAUUGGCACACAGUUGAACGCAACCAAACACUUCGUAUUGACGGUUGGUGGUAUUUAAAUUUUAUUAGGAUCUUUCAGAUUAAGCCGUGAUUAUGAUUACUUUAAGGAAACUGUUAGUUAUAUGCAUUGAUAAUAGUUAAUUAUGGCACAAAUAUAGGGACUGGAUAUGUUUACACUCUAUGCCGACAAACUUCGUCUUUUUGUCGGUUAAAUAAUGACCCAGUCUUUUAAAGGUUAGUUAUUUAAACUAAAGAGAUAAACAGGUUUUCAUCUCCCAAACAUGACUAGAAAUGGUGAAC
Molecule: messenger RNA, 1209 nt
Organism: Schistosoma mattheei
Lineage: Eukaryota; Metazoa; Platyhelminthes; Trematoda; Strigeidida; Schistosomatidae
Source: the annotation of a GenBank genome assembly